AUGACCUUCAAACUCCCCUUCAGCGCAGAAAAUCUGCCAAAACAACUAUUCAUCAAUAACGAGUACGUCGACUCGACCAACCCCAAGAAAAUCGAGGUCUUCAACCCCAAGAACGGCAAGCUCGUCGCCAACGACGUCAGCCUGGCCGGCGAGCAGGACGUCGACGCCGCCGUCGCCGCCGGUGCUGAAGCCUUCAAGACGUGGCGCAAGUCCACCGCCAGACAACGCCGCGACUGCCUCAACAAGCUGGCCGAUCUCAUCGACGAGAAUGCCGAAACGCUGUCUGCCCUGACCCGCCUGACGCUCGGUGCGCCCUGGGAGUCGUUCGGUGUCUUUGAGCUGGGCCUCGCCGCCGAGAGCUUUCGGUACUUCGCCGGCUGGACGGAUAAGUUUUCCGGGGAGACGUAUCCGCAGGAGGACGGUUUCCUCAAGAUUGUCAGGAACGAGCCCCUCGGCGUGUGCGCCGGCAUCAUCCCCUGGAACGGGCCCAUGGGCAACGUAGGCAUGAAGGCUGGGCCGGCGCUGGCAACGGGAAACGUCUUCAUCCUCAAGCCCUCGGAGAAGACCCCGUUCGCCGCCCUGGCCGUGGGGGCCCUCAUCAAGGAGGCUGGCUUCCCCCCCGGGGUGUUCCAGAUCGUCUCCGGCGACGGCAGCACGGGGGCCCUGUUCGCCAGCCACAUGAAGGUCCGCAAGGUCAGCUUCACCGGCUCGACGGCGACGGGGCGGCGCAUCCAGGAGAUGGCUGCCAAGUCCAACCUCAAGCGCGUGACUCUGGAGCUGGGGGGCAAGAGCCCGGCUGUCGUGUUCGACGAUGCCGACUUGGAUAAUGCAGUCCAGUGGUGCGCGAACGCAAUCACGGCCAAUACUGGCCAGGUGUGCUUCGCCGCGAGCCGUGUGUAUGUGCAGGAGGGCAUCUACGAUAAGUUCGUAGCCGCUUACAAGGCAGAAAUGGGCCGCAGGGCGCAGACAGCUGGUGAUCCAGAUGCCAAGGGCACGAUCAUGGGACCUCUUGUAGACCAGUCCCAGUUUGAUCGGGUCAUGGGUUUCCUUGAGCGUGGAAAGACGCAAGGAAACGUCCUCGUCGGGGGCGGUCGAAUUGGAUCCGAGGGCUUCUUUGUCCAGCCGACCAUCUUUGAGGGCGUGGCUGAGGAUUCCGAAGUUUGCAAGCAGGAGAUCUUCGGCCCCGUCUCCAUCCUGAACAAGUUCAAGACCGAGGAGGAGAUUAUCGAGAAGGCCAACGACACAGAAUAUGGUCUCAUGGCCGGUGUCUUCACCCAGGAUAUCAACCGUGCUCUUCGCUUGGCAUCAGACUUUGAUGCUGGGAUGGUUGGCAUCAACGCCAUCAGUAUAUGCUUCUUGAAUGCUCCGUUUGGCGGCACCAAGACGUCUGGCCUUGGUAGAGAGAAUGCCAUUGACGCGCUGCGCAUGUUCACGGACAAGAAGACGGUUUUUGUCAAUAUGGCCAAGUUAUAA
This is a messenger RNA of Clonostachys solani, 1473 nucleotides long. Lineage: Eukaryota; Fungi; Ascomycota; Sordariomycetes; Hypocreales; Bionectriaceae. The record is from the annotation of a GenBank genome assembly.